AUGCGCAGUUCGGCUACUGCGGAAGUCACAGUGUCGAGUCGGGCCCGCACCGACGCCGUCUGUUGCGCUUUGCUUUCCAACCUCAUCCAUCCCACUGUCGCCAUCGCAAUCGAUCCGACUGCUUCUGAAGCUGCUCAAGCUCGACGUAUACCGGCAUCUUGUUCGGAGGCGCUGCCGAUGGCCGCGAUGCGUCGAGCGAUGCUACGAGCCGCACAGCUCGGCGAUGCAGUCCAGCCAACCCUGCUGGCUCUGCUCUGGUGCACGCUGCUCGUCUUUGUCAAGCGCGCCUCGCGCGCCGAGUCGCCGCCCGCAUGGCCCACCCGCGCCCGCUCUUUCAUCGAUGCCGCCUACUUUGCAUCGCCAGGCUCCAACGACAUCGAUAUGGACAAGAUAUGGGCCGACCUAGACUGGGCUGCAUAUCGAGUCAUGGCCUCGCUCUCCACCGUGACAGGCCUCUUGCUCGCCUUCCGCUCCAACAGCGCCAUCGACCGUUGGAGCACCGCUCGCCGCAAAUGGUCCGACGUCCAAGCCACGUCGCGCUCGCUGCUUCGUCUCCUGAGCGCCUCGCUCCUCGGUGGAAAUGACGCGGUGGCACCCGUCUCCAACCGCGACUUUGCCCGCAAUCAGGCUUCUCGGGCGCACGUCGAGGCAACCCUGGCUACAGUGCCGUUCUUCAGCAUCAGCCUCAUGUACGAGAUGCGCGCGCGCUCGCUCGAGCUCUCCUCGGGUCGCAGCAGCCUUGUGCGCAGCGACCUGAUCGACGCACUGCCUCCCGCCAUCAUUGCAGCCACCCAUCGCCACCGAUGCUCGAUACCCAGCGCAAACGAAGCUGACAAAGCGGCGGAAGUGGAAAAGAGUAGGCUGAUGCAGAACACGGCUUCGCCACAUGCGCUGCGCCCGCGCGCGCGCUCCGCCAGAGACACCCAUGGCGGCGUCAUCUCGACCAACCUCGCGCUGACUGCGCUGGUCGUCCUGCAACAAUCACUCGAUGCGCUACACCGAGGCUCGCCGUCGCAUCGGAACGGGGCGGGAGAGGGCUUGCUGAGCUCGCCUGUGUAUGCGCAUUCGAUUGGACUCGUCAACGCGCUGAGCGGGCACAUGACGGAUCUCGAGCGCAUCCGCGACACGCCCAUCCCGCUAUCGGUCUCUCGCCACUUUUCGCGUCUCCUCGCGAUCCACACGCUGCUCCUGCCCAUCGUCGUCGCGCAGCGACUGUACGUCCAGCUGCCGCUCUGUCUGGCCGUCACCGGCGUCGUCACCACCAUGCUGUACGGCGUAGACUCGUUUGCGGCAACGCUGGCACAGCCGUUCGGGCUGGAUCAGCAGGAUCUGCCGCUGGAAAAGUACGUCGCAGAUGCGCAGCGCGAGUGGGACGAGAUCCGCACGGCGUGCAACGUGGAUGCGACCUCACUUGCAUAG
This is a messenger RNA of Moesziomyces aphidis, 1419 nucleotides long. The record is from the annotation of a GenBank genome assembly. Lineage: Eukaryota; Fungi; Basidiomycota; Ustilaginomycetes; Ustilaginales; Ustilaginaceae.